Myzus persicae (green peach aphid) is the source of this 1533-nucleotide messenger RNA. It is a transcript of the gene MED26, whose product is annotated as mediator of RNA polymerase II transcription subunit 26. Gene Ontology annotation, biological process: positive regulation of gene expression; regulation of transcription by RNA polymerase II. Gene Ontology annotation, molecular function: transcription coregulator activity. The record is from RefSeq and is a predicted model, not a curated record. Gene Ontology annotation, cellular component: mediator complex; core mediator complex; nucleus. Lineage: Eukaryota; Metazoa; Arthropoda; Insecta; Hemiptera; Aphididae. The coding region runs from base 126 to 1136 and encodes 336 amino acids. The transcript is spliced from 4 exons.
AUCGCCGUUACUGCGGCUCGGGAGCCAGCGGCGGCCCUCAGUGCACGUCCGCCAUCACUGUAAGUUGUGCUGUGCGUGCUGAUGUGGGCCGACGUGCUCUCCGAACUGAGACCGAAUAGGGCCUCAUGCAGAAGACUUUUUUCGACAUAAAACAUAGGUUAUUGAGCGCAUUGGACGAUGAAUACAAUGUUACCGACAUGUCUACAGUGUUCGAGGUUAUUUCAACCCUUGAACAACUACCGGUUACCACGGAGGUGCUCGAGGCAACUCGUAUUGGUAAAAUGGUUAAUGAAUUACGACGUAAAACUUUGGACAAACAGUUGGCCAAACGUGCAAAGGAGCUUGUACAGAGAUGGCGUAACCUAAUGAUAAAUAGUGCUCAAGUCAUACAACAAGCUAAGCUUCCUUCCUCACAGCCCAAUGGCAUGCUUAGCAACCAUAGUAAAAGACCUAUGACUUCACCCGAUCAAUGUACAGCUCCUCUUAAAAAACCAAAAUUAAAUGGAAUGCCUUCUCUGAGCUCAGCCAUUAAGUCACCACCAGUUCAAAAAAUACCAGAACCAGUACCUAGUCCGGUUAGUGAGCUCAACCCAGAACCUGAUCCUAUUUUAGAACUACAGGGCCCCAAAAAACGUGGCCGUAAAAAAGGGGGCAAAAAUUCCUCAAAACUGGGGAUAAAACCUACCAAUCCUGUGGAUUUGGAAAGAAUGGUGAGCGUCGGAGCCAGUAAAUUGAAAACCACCCAAGAAAUAAUUGCAUCAUUACGGAAGGAUGAUGAAAAUUAUCAGUUAGAGGAAAAACCACAAAUACCUGUACAAGAGUUCCAGGACGAACCGUCUAUAACAAAAGUUGAUAAACCUAGUCGACCUAAAGUUGCAGACAUCGACCGUGAAAUACAGGAAAUAUAUAAUAGAUUACCUCCUCUGGACUUAGAAGCCAUAGACUGGAGUUCACCUCCACCAUCACCUCCACGGCCCCCUCUGUCGCCUACUGAUUUGGUAGACAGAGCUCAAAUAGAAGGCGUUACUGGUAAUUGGGAAAACAGUGAAACGUUUAGAGAGUGGCACGAGGUCUUAACUAGGGCAAACGAUACUGGUGAACCGCUUGUCAUACUACCAUACGUGAUAAUUGACUGACAGGGAUUUUUUUCUACUAGACUUUGUGAUAAAGACAUUUCAAGUCUUAACAAUGUAUAUACUAAAAGUAAAUUUUUAAUAAUAAAAGUGUAAAAAUGAAAUAAAAAUAUAAAAUAUAUAAUAUUUACAUAGACAUGUAUCCGACUACAGAAUGUGUCUUAUAAUGUUUUAUGAAACUACUUUGUCUUUAAAUGCUGUAAAAAUUUACUAUGUUUACCCAUAUAUAACUUAUUGGAAAACUAAUAUUGUAAUUCCUAGAUCAAAGUAAUAAUCAUUGUUUUAUUUUUCAAACGGAAAAUUUAAUCUGAUUUGUUAAGCUAGUCAAAAGACCAAGUUUAAUUUAUAAUAUAAUAAAUGUUAUUAUUUGUCUUGUAUUUUUUUUUUUUUUUGUACGUAA